Molecule: messenger RNA, 2737 nt
Organism: Oncorhynchus tshawytscha (Chinook salmon)
Lineage: Eukaryota; Metazoa; Chordata; Actinopteri; Salmoniformes; Salmonidae
Gene: mbd3b
Product: methyl-CpG binding domain protein 3b
Exons: 7
Coding region: 248-1063 (271 amino acids)
Molecular function (GO): DNA binding
Source: RefSeq, a predicted model, not a curated record
GGUCCAAUGUAUUGCGGAUGUAGCCUUCAUUGCCCUCUCGAGGCAGGCAGUGAUAUGGCUAAAGGUUACGGCGGAGUGAUAUGCUGUAGUCUUCGACAAAGAGCUGCGAUAAAUCGGGAGGGAGAUCCCAUGAAUAGUGUUUGAGCCCUAUGUCACUAAUGGACGGAGUCAUUGUAUAAAACACGAAAUGUAACCCCAAAUAUAAACACGCUAGCAAAGAGAAUCACUGAACAUUUCACAGGAGAACAUGGAGAAGAAAAGGUGGGCAUGCUUGGCUCUCCCCAAGGGCUGGCAGAUCGAAGAAGUGACCAGAAAGUCGGGUUUGUCUGCGGGAAAAAGAGAUGUCUAUUAUUUUAGUCCAACCGGGAAGAAGUUUCGGAGCAAGCCUCAGCUGGCUCGUUACCUUGGCAACCAGAUGGACCUCAGCUCCUUCGACUUCCGCACAGGGAAGAUGCUCAUGAGUAAACUGAACAAGAACAGGCAGAGACUGCGCUAUGACAACAACAAUCAGACCAAGGGCAAGCCAGACCUGAACACAUCACUCCCCGUCAGACAGACUGCUUCCAUCUUUAAGCAACCUGUCACCAAGGUUACCAACCACCCCAGCAACAAAGUCAAGACAGAUCCACAGAAAGCCGUCGACCAGCCGAGACAGCUUUUCUGGGAGAAGAAGCUUGGUGGUCUCGAUGCCUUUGACAUCGCAGAGGAGCUAGUGAAGACAAUGGACCUGCCUAAAGGUCUUCAAGGAGUUGGACCUGGAUGUACAGACAAGACUCUACUGUCAGCGAUAGCCAGCGCCCUGCACACUAGUGCAGCCCCCAUCACCGGUCAGCUGUCUGCAGCUGUGGAGAAGAACCCAGGGGUGUGGCUCAACACAUCGCAGCCCCUGUGCAAGGCCUUCAUUGUCACUGACGAGGACAUCAGGAAGCAGGAGGAGCUGGUGUACAGUGUGAGGAAGAAGCUGGAGGAGGCUCUAAUGGCGGACAUGUUGGCUCAUGUGGAGGAAGCAGCCAGCGAGGGCGACUCACUCGAGGAGGACAACGACGACAUGGAGACUGUAUAGCAGAGGGUGAUGGGGAGUUAGAGUAGUUUGGAUGGGUCUUUCACCACCUUAUCACAGGACCAUGAAACCUGUACCAAUCCAACCAAAAGAACUGCCCACUUUCCACCUACUACCCCUCUGAAGCUUUACCUACCCACUGCCCACCUCGCCCGCUGGUUGGGCUCUUCUGGCUCCAGUGCUAAGAAAGGACUUGGACCAAGCCAUUCUGAAUCAAAUAAUUGAGCUAAUAAUCUUUCAUUUGAAAAAGAGAUCAUCCAAUAACUUUUUGACAGUGCAGAGUGAGAGGAGAGUGAUUUACAUACAGUAUGACAAAUUCAGUGUUCAAUGAUGUAGUUUUAUUUUUUACAAGACAUUGUAUGGAUUUUCUGAAUGUGAGAUGUAUGUUGUGACAAUCAUAUCACCCCCCCCACACACAAAAACAAACAAAAAACUACUUUUUAAAUGUAUUUGGAGAUUUUCAAUUAGUAGCGAAUGCUGUUUUUCUUUCUGUGUUUCUAAUGCACUCCAUGGGGCUCGAUGGACCAUAGUGUAGGGGUACUUUGGUUCAGUUUACAGGGCUAUGUGAGAGAGGCUUUGAUGAGAGGGAACAAUAUAUUUGCCCAAAUGAUGCACUCUAAAGCAUGAGUCACAGGACAGAGAAUUAGUGAAAAAUGAUUGAAUUCUGUUCUCAAGGAAAUAUUCUUGUCAUUGUAAUGUAGUCCAUUCAAACCCCUUACCAAGUAUUGACCAAAGAUGGUUCAUGUGAUUUUUGGAAAGUCUUGCAGUAUUCUACUGUAGUUAUUUUGUUAUAGCAUCAUAUCCAGCAUCUCAAUAGCUAGUGAUGUUUCCACAUGACACUGAGUUAUGAGUGAAGUCAUACUGUACUUGGUUAAAAUGGGUUGUAGAAGUGACUUGGACCCUUCUCUCCUGCAUUGUGUCGAUUUUAUUCAUUUUAACACUCAUUGCUCACUGAAGUUGUUGGUUUAACGUUGCUGUUUCUAGCCAAUGCAUGUUUGUCCCCAUGACCAUGCUUUUUAAAAUGUUUCCAAUAAUGGGUCAAAGCCAUCACAACACUUGCUGCCUCCAUUAUCUUGUGCACUGGGUGCCAGACAGAGUAAACUAAGCAGAUUUUGUUUGACUAAAGAUUAAGGGCUGGACUCAAUCUGUAUCGUGGAAGAUCGGUGUUAAAUUUAAAGGUAAUUUUUUGACAUUCAGUUGACAUAUGCAGCGUUUAAUGUGAAUGCAGUCUUUGAAAUGCCUUUUUGAGGUGGCAGGUAGCCUAUUGGUUAGAGCGUUGGGCCAGUAACAGAACGGUUGCUGAAUCGAAUCCCCGAGCUGACAUGGUAAAAAUCUGUCGUUCUGCCCCUGGACAAGGCAGUGAGCCCACCUACCCCCAGUCGGCCUUCAUUGUAAAUUAAGAAUUUGUUAUUAACUGACGUGCCUAGUUAAAUAAAGAUUUGAUUUGUUUCAAAUUUGUAAGAAAAAAACAUUGAGUUAUAGUGUGGAUUUUCCACGAUGUAGAUUAAAACCAGCCCAAAGAUUCUGUGUUGAGAAAAUGAAUUGCGCUUUGUACAUAUACCCACAUUUCUCAAAGUUUGUAUGUUUCAAUUGUCAAGCUCAAUGAGAUCCCUAUCCAACAUCAGCAGGCUGAACUGAAUUUUAUGUUACUGAGUAAAAUGUAUCGGUAUAUCAACA